Messenger RNA from Melopsittacus undulatus (budgerigar), 4623 nucleotides. It is a transcript of the gene VCAN, whose product is annotated as versican. Bases 99 to 2066 code for a protein of 655 amino acids. The transcript has 13 exons. Gene Ontology annotation, molecular function: calcium ion binding; hyaluronic acid binding. Gene Ontology annotation, cellular component: synapse; perineuronal net. The record is from RefSeq and is a predicted model, not a curated record. Lineage: Eukaryota; Metazoa; Chordata; Aves; Psittaciformes; Psittaculidae. Gene Ontology annotation, biological process: positive regulation of neuroblast proliferation; cell adhesion; glial cell differentiation.
UUACUCUUUCAUGCGGCUACUGGGAUCUCUGGACUAGCCCUAGCCACCACGCUGUAAUUUUUUGCAGUCUCUGCAGUCCGCUACCUUUUAAGGUCAAGAUGUUGUUAAGUAUAAAAACUAUCUUAUGGAUGUUCUCUACAUUAGUUAUAACGUGUAUGCUACCUAAAGUUAAAGCAGAAAAAACCACCAUGAUUAUGGGAUCUCUCUCUGGAACUUCAGUCCUGCCAUGCCUCUUUUCAACCACACCCACCAUAUCUUCCAGCUACGCAGCUGAGUAUCUUCGAAUCAAAUGGUCAAAGGUUGAACUGGAUAAAAGUGGAAAAGAUGCAAAAGAAACCACAGUCCUGGUGGCCCAGAAUGGCAACAUCAAAAUAGGUCAAAGCUACAAAGAUAGAGUGUCUGUUCCAACCCAUUCAGAGGAGACCGGUGAUGCUUCACUGACUUUCUCUAAGCUGCGUGCAAGUGACGCUGGAGUGUAUCGCUGUGAUGUUAUGUAUGGAGUUGAAGACACUCAAAACAUUGUAUCACUGGCUGUUGAGGGUGUUGUAUUCCACUAUCGUGCAGCAACCAGCAGGUAUACUCUGAAUUUUACACAAGCUCAGCAGACUUGUCUGGAUAAUGGUGCUGUCAUAGCAAGCCCAGAACAACUGAAAGCAGCCUAUGAAGAUGGAUUUGAGCAAUGUGAUGCUGGCUGGUUGUCUGACCAGACUGUUAGGUACCCGAUUAGACAUCCAAGAAUCGGCUGCUUUGGAGAUAAAAUGGGAAAGAAAGGAGUCAGAACAUAUGGGCGCCGUUUUCCUAAUGAAACUUAUGAUGUGUACUGCUACGUUGAACGCAUGGAAGAUGAAGUGGUUCAUGUCUCAGCCCCUGAGAAGCUCACCUUUGAGGAAGCAAAAGAGCUGUGUCGGAAAAGAGAUGGUGUUCUUGCUUCUGUUGGGAACCUGUAUGUGGCCUGGAGGAAUGGCUUUGACCAGUGUGACUAUGGCUGGCUGGCAGAUGGCAGCGUUCGUUACCCAGCCUCAGUGGCAAGGCCCCAGUGUGGUGGAGGUUUACUUGGGGUGAGAACCCUGUAUCGCUAUGAGAACCAAACAGGCUUUCCUUACCCAGAUAGCAAGUUUGAUGCCUACUGCUAUGAACGCCAAGAUCCAUGCAAAAGCAAUCCCUGCCUUAAUGGUGGUACGUGCUAUCCGCGUGGUUCAUUUUACAUCUGUACAUGUUUGCCAGGUUUCAACGGCGAGCAGUGUGAAUUAGAUAUUGAUGAAUGCCAGUCUAACCCAUGCCGGAAUGGAGCCACGUGUAUAGACGGCCUCAAUACCUUUACUUGCUUGUGUCUGCCAAGCUAUAUAGGUGUUCUUUGCGAACAAGACACAGAGACCUGUGAUUAUGGCUGGCACAAGUUCCAAGGACAGUGCUACAAAUACUUUGCCCAUCGGCGUACAUGGGACACGGCUGAAAGGGAAUGCCGUCUCCAGGGAGCACACUUGACAAGCAUCUUGUCUCAUGAGGAGCAGAUCUUUGUGAACCGCAUUGGGCAUGACUACCAGUGGAUUGGCCUCAAUGACAAGAUGUUUGAGCGUGAUUUCCGCUGGACUGAUGGUAGCCCACUGCAAUAUGAGAACUGGAGACCAAACCAGCCAGACAGCUUCUUUUCCGCUGGAGAAGACUGUGUUGUUAUAAUAUGGCAUGAGAAUGGGCAGUGGAAUGAUGUACCAUGCAAUUAUCACCUCACCUAUACCUGCAAGAAAGGAACAGUUGCUUGCGGUCAGCCUCCUGUUGUGGAAAAUGCAAAGACCUUUGGGAAGAUGAAACCCCGUUAUGAGAUCAACUCCCUUAUUAGAUAUCACUGCAAAGAUGGUUUCAUCCAGCGUCAUAUUCCAACCAUUCGGUGUCAAGGAAAUGGAAGAUGGGAUAUGCCUAAAAUUACUUGCAUGAAUCCAUCCACGUACCAAAGGACUUACUCUAAGAAAUACUACUAUAAACAUUCUUCAUCAGGAAAAGGAACAUUGUCAAAUUCAUCAAAGCAUUAUCAUCGCUGGAUCAGGACGUGGCAGGACUCAAGGCGCUGAGAGCGAAAUGGUGAAUGGGGAUCUCCACCAUUUCAGCCAAAGUCAUAACUUUCUGUGCCUUUUUCUAUCACCUAUUAGGAGUAUUAUCAAAUUGUUUUGAAACUAUGGACUGCGGUAUUCACAAUGCAUUUUACAAAAACAUGGUGUUUAUCAGAAAACUAAAAAAUAAAAAAAGGAGAAGUGCUUAUGGGGAUAAAAGGAAACCAUUUCCAGCCUAUAAAGAUAUUAGUUUUCUAUAUGCCAUUGGUGUGGACCAUUUUAUGAUAUAUACCAGCCUUCUGCAAUAUUUAAACAGCUCGAUUUUAGCAUCAAUGAAAAUGUAAAUAAGAUGAUUUUAAUGUGUUUGAUUGUGUGUUGUUUUUAAAAUCUUGUAUAUAAAAUAAAAAGUCACACUAAUUUCAGGCAUAUUUAUGGUUAGAACGGCCUCAGAGGUCUUCAGUCAUUUAUGACAUUGUUUUUAUGUUGUUUACCUAGGCUGGAAAUGGUUGAAAUAACUUCACUGACUGAAAUUUGUUGUUAUCAGGUGAAGAUAAACACACAAGUGAUAUGAAUUAAUCUUUUUUUUUUUUUUAAAUGGGGACUGUGCCAAUUCCCAUCCAAGGUACAGUUUGUGUCCACAUGAUGCAAAGUUUAGGUAGAGCACAUAGAAGUGACAUGAAGCAUGAAAUAGGGACUGCAAUGUGGAACAUUUUUAUUUUCCUGCUCUCCAUUCCAGCUUCAACAUUCAUGAGAAAGGACUGCAUGGAGGAGUUGUGUAUGACAAAGCGGGCCUGUAAAAAAUCCAAGUGCUAAUACAUUAACUUCAUCAAACAGGGCCAUUUUUUUUAAAGAAAGAAAAAAUGGGGAAAAAAAAUAUUUGAAAUUACUUUCAUGACAUUAACCACAAGGUCUAUAUCACAGGUCUCUGCAUUCUAUAAUGGAGAUAGACCUGGCGUUUGGGGGAUUUUUUUUUUUUGUAAAAACAAACAAAAAAUAAAAAAGUAAAUAAUUUUGUAUAUAUAACCAGUUUUUUAAUCUUUUUAUAAAGUAAUGAAUGUUUGUGUAUGAAUGCUGCAGCUGUGAAGCGUACAUAAAUAAAUGAAGUAAGCCAUACUGAUUUAAUUUAUUGGAUUUUUUUUACCCAUGCAAAGAAGAUUCAAAGAGCUCACUAGUGCAGUAUUGGCCCAUGAGCUCCAGUUUUGGAACCAACUUUCAGUUCAACUGCUAUUUCCCUGGAGAACAAAAUUCCUGCUAAACAGGAUCAUUUGUUUGCAGUUGGAUGGGUGAAAACUUGUGUGACCCACAGAAGAAUCAGAAUCUUGGCUUUCUAGAAAGAUGUGUGUGCACAAAGAGAGUAUAGGUUGUAGCUGGUGCAGUGUGUACGUAGGAAUUCUCUAUUAUGGCUUCUUACCCUGGUCAGCUUGAUGACUGACUUGGAUGUGUACAGUAAGUGUAGAAGAUAACGUCUGAAACGACCUCUCCACAGAAAGGACUGUUAUUUCUGCAAAGUGCCUUGCACACCUUUGGGCACAGGACAAAAAAAAAAAAGUAAAAAAAAAAGUAAAAAAAAAAAAAAAGUGAGAAUAAAAGAACAGUAAGUUCCCUAGGAUGUACCUUUUAAAAUAACAUUGCAAAUACAGAACACAGGCGGGAGGUUUACCAGGCCAACAUGUAAGUGUUUGCACCAGGCACAGCUGCCCAUGGAGUGACCUUGCCACCGGUCAUUGAGAACAGUAAUUACAGUUUCAGAUGACAUCUCUUAAGGAAUUGCAGUGACCACCAUUGAGUGUACUCAACACUUAUGCCCACAGUGUGGCAGUGCUCACUGUGUUGGCCGGUUCAUUCCCCACCCCUCACCCGCAAACAAUGCACAUAAUACUUUUGUCUAUUUAUAUUAUUAUCUUGUAUAGUGUAUAAUGUGAAUGUCUGGGGUUUUUGUGAAUGAAAGUCUAAAAUCUUUGUAACUUUUAUAUCUGCUUCUGUUUCACCAAAGAAACAAGGUUUUGCUAUACUGUGACUUGUCUUGUUAUUGCAUGUCUUCCUGUUUAAAUCUAUGCAAUGUGAUUUUUUUCAUAUGACUACAAUUAGACUGUCAGGUACUUCACAAUUAUCAUGGGCUUAAUCAAGUGCCCUCUGGAGUUAAAGAGAGUCAGCUGGCUGAACUUUAGUAGGUGCUGCAUUUGACUUUAUAUAAGCAGCUCUAGGGGAUAUUUUAAGAUACACAUUGUAUGUUUUGAAGUUGAUUAUUGCUUGUAUAAGUCAAGACUCUUUCAUAAAUAUACAGUAUUCUACACAUCACUUCCCUGUACCAGAAACAUACAGACCAGAAAAUAUAUUUUAACACUUUGCAAACUUUCUCACCAUAUGUAUAAAAAACCCUGCAUAGAUUUGUUGUUUUCUUGUCUACUUGUUGGAUUUUAAACAAUGUUGUAAGGCAUUCAGAUAACAUUGUGAUUGUAGUUUUAAAUAGGUUAGAAACAGUGCUUAUAUUGAUUUUUUUCACCUCCUUCUAUAACUCAUAAUAAAAUAGGAGUGACAACAUUCCUUAUUAAAAAAAAAAACAACAAACAAAAAAAAA